Messenger RNA from Ailuropoda melanoleuca (giant panda), 2236 nucleotides. It is a transcript of the gene SPN, whose product is annotated as sialophorin. Bases 121 to 1374 code for a protein of 417 amino acids. The transcript has 2 exons. The record is from RefSeq and is a predicted model, not a curated record. Gene Ontology annotation, biological process: cell surface receptor signaling pathway; regulation of immune response; regulation of T cell activation. Gene Ontology annotation, molecular function: heat shock protein binding; transmembrane signaling receptor activity. NCBI's taxonomy places the organism in Eukaryota, Metazoa, Chordata, Mammalia, Carnivora, Ursidae. Gene Ontology annotation, cellular component: external side of plasma membrane.
UUCCUUUCCCCCUGGGGCCUAUCUGCCCAGUCCUGCUCCAGCUUCAGGAGGAGUUGCAGUGGCCUGGCCAAGUGCCCUCAUCAAGUGAGCUGGUCUCCACUCCUGCCCGUGCCUGCUGUCAUGGGAAUGACCCUGUUUCUCCUCCUCUUGGGGGGCAUCUGGACUCAAGGGCUGAUUCCAGAGCCUACAAACAUCACAGCCACUUUGGAGAUGUCUGCUCCGGGAGCGUCCUCUCUUUCUUUGGUCCCAACUGUCUCUGAGGCCCCAAACCUCAACUCAGUGACCCCCAACCCUAUGACAACAAUGGUCUCUGAGAAGGGCAACGGCACCAAACCCCAGAUCUUCCCAUCUACCCCAGACCCCUAUACAGCCAGUGAAGUGUCCUUUCCUGAGGCUUCCACUGUGGCCACCAGUGACUUCCAGGUAUCUGAGCCAUCAAACCCAGAAAUUGAUGCAGACAGUAACCCUGCUGAACCGCGAAGAAACUCUCUGGCACUCCACGUUAUGACUAACGGAACCAUGGCUACUGGCUCUCUGGAGACCUCUGAUGUAGCCGGUGGACCCCCUGUCACCACGGCAACUGGCUCUCUGGAGAUCUUUGAUGUAACCGGUGGACCCCCUGUCACCAUGGCAACUGGCUCUCUGGAGACCUCUGAUGUAGCCGGUAGACUCCCUGUCACCAUGGCAACUGGCUCUCUGGAGACCUCUGAGGUAGCCGGUGGACCCCCUGUCACCAUGGCAACUGGCUCUCUGGAGACCUCUGAGGUAGCCGGUGGACCCCCAGUCACCAUGGCAACGGGCUCUCUGGAGACCUCUGAGGUAGCCGGUGGACCCCCUGUCGCCACGGCAACAGGCUCUCUGACCACCCCUAAGGGGACCAGUGGCUCCCCCAUCUCCUCGGUGAAAAAGCUCACGGUGACUACCUCAGCGUCGUCCUCCGAAAACACAAGCAGGACCCCACUUCCAGAUCAGGGGACAAAGGGCACCCUGCUGGUGGCUGUGCUUGUGGCCCUGCUGGUGGUCACUGUCCUCGUGGUCCUACUUCUGCUGUGGCGCCGAAGGCAGAAGAGGAGGACGGGGGCGCUGACGCUAAGCAGGCCUGGCAAGCGCAAUGGGGUGGUCGACGCCUGGGCUGGGCCGGCGCAGAUGUCGGAUGAGGAGGCCCUGACAGCCCCCGCAGCGGGGUCUGGGGGCGAGAAGGGCUCUGGGGCGUCUGCGGGGGAGGGGGCCGCCCGGCAGCCCACGCUCACCACUUUCUUGGAUGGAGGCAAGGCCCCCCGGUGCCCCUUGGAGCUGGAGGAGCUGAAGGCCGGGGCCGGCUCCCUGCUCAAGACGGAGGAGGAGCCGCUGGUGGGCAGCGAGGAGGAGGCUUAGGGGGGGCCAGAAGCCGGGGAGGCGGAGGCCCCUCCGUGCUUGUGAAGAACGAGAGCGGAGGUCAGAACCGUUCCCAGCUUCCAUCAGCUCUGGCCUCCUCGUCUCCCCCCCAUGUUCAUCCCGAACCCUCCUCCGGCUUCUCAACCCCGGGGUCUUGCCGCCCGGCGCCCACACCCGGCGCCCAGAGGGCCCCCACCCACGGGACGCUUUCGGACUGAGUCAGGAACCCUCCCUCGCUGAUUCUGACCUCUCCCCAGCGCCUCCUCCGUGUUUUUGUCCUCGAGACCGAGCUGCGCUGUCCCCAUAAACGCGUCUUUGAUCCAUGACUUCGCAGAGGACUGUCCAGGGACACCAGAGUCUAUGAAGGAGGAUGGAAGCAAGUUCCCACCUAGGAUCGUUCUGGAAAGUACUUUUGGCCCCAUAGAUUAGGACAGUCCUACUGGGUCAGCCUUGUGCGGUGCUCCGUGUGGGGCCACCUGGAGUAACCCAGCCGUGCUCCCGGGAGUGCAGGUGACACCCCUGGCCCCCCCACCUGCGGACUGAGGCGGCCGGAGGCGGCAGCUGCUUCUCCUGCCAAGGGCAGAGGUGAGAAGAGUUUCCGGGCAGGUGUCGUUCUCAGAAACGCCCGCACCUGCGCCGGCCGGGCCUGGGCGCCGUUGGCGGCAAGAGGCAAGGCCUUGGCUCUGUGUGCACUUGUGGUGGUGAGUACAGCCCGCGGGAAGAGGGGGCAGCAGGGGCUGCCGAGGCUGCAGAACCGCGGAGAACAUUCGGGCCCUCGUCUUUGCACAGGUGGGGUGGAGGUAGCAGAUUUACCUCGGUCUGUAGCCCAAUAAAGAAUGUGGGGCUUGAUAGAAAGACUGCA